Phyllotreta striolata is the source of this 1654-nucleotide messenger RNA. Lineage: Eukaryota; Metazoa; Arthropoda; Insecta; Coleoptera; Chrysomelidae. The record is from the annotation of a GenBank genome assembly.
GGUGGGGACGCGUAUAUAAGGAAAGGACGAGGCCGCCGCCAUUAACAUUUCAGAUCGACACAGCGAGUAAAUCGUCAGUGUGUUUUCUAGUUUGUUAGUUAUUGCAAUUACACUUUUAUAAAUCAAAAUGAGGGAAAUCGUUCACAUCCAAGCCGGCCAAUGCGGUAACCAAAUCGGCGCUAAAUUCUGGGAAAUAAUCUCCGACGAGCACGGCAUCGACCCCACCGGCGCCUACCACGGGGACUCCGAUCUCCAACUCGAAAGAAUCAACGUCUACUACAAUGAGGCGUCCGGCGGCAAGUACGUGCCCCGCGCCAUCCUCGUCGACUUGGAGCCGGGCACCAUGGACUCCGUGCGAUCCGGCCCGUUCGGCCAAAUCUUCAGGCCCGACAACUUCGUCUUCGGUCAAUCCGGAGCCGGCAACAACUGGGCCAAAGGCCACUACACCGAGGGCGCCGAAUUGGUCGACUCCGUAUUGGAUGUCGUACGCAAGGAAGCCGAAUCCUGCGACUGUUUACAAGGUUUCCAAUUGACCCACUCGCUUGGAGGCGGUACCGGAUCCGGUAUGGGUACCCUCCUAAUCUCGAAAAUCCGCGAGGAAUACCCCGACAGAAUAAUGAACACAUACUCAGUGGUACCGUCUCCGAAAGUCUCCGAUACCGUAGUCGAACCUUACAACGCCACCCUUUCGGUACACCAAUUGGUAGAAAACACUGACGAAACAUACUGCAUCGAUAACGAAGCUCUCUACGACAUCUGCUUUAGGACAUUGAAACUAACAACGCCGACCUACGGUGACUUGAACCAUUUGGUUUCUCUCACAAUGUCCGGCGUAACGACUUGCCUCAGAUUCCCUGGUCAAUUGAACGCCGAUCUGAGAAAAUUGGCCGUCAACAUGGUACCCUUCCCGCGUCUGCACUUCUUCAUGCCCGGUUUCGCUCCACUCACCUCCAGGGGCAGCCAGCAAUACAGAGCCUUGACCGUACCCGAAUUGACCCAACAAAUGUUCGAUGCCAAAAACAUGAUGGCCGCUUGUGAUCCUAGACACGGAAGAUAUCUAACCGUUGCCGCAGUAUUUAGAGGUAGAAUGUCCAUGAAAGAGGUUGACGAACAAAUGCUCAACAUCCAAAACAAAAACAGCAGCUACUUCGUCGAAUGGAUUCCCAACAACGUUAAAACCGCUGUUUGUGAUAUUCCUCCUAGGGGUCUCAAAAUGUCCGCCACGUUCAUCGGUAAUUCUACUGCCAUCCAAGAAUUAUUCAAACGUAUCUCCGAACAAUUCACCGCUAUGUUCAGAAGGAAAGCUUUCUUGCAUUGGUACACUGGUGAAGGUAUGGACGAGAUGGAAUUCACCGAAGCUGAAUCGAACAUGAACGAUUUAGUGUCUGAAUACCAGCAAUACCAAGAGGCCACCGCGGACGAGGACGCCGAAUUCGAUGAAGACCAGGAAGCCGAAGUCGACGAAAACUAAACGUUGAUCUGAAAUCAUGUCAUUUAUUUUAAUCUUUCAUUUCAUUUGCAUUUGUGUUUUUUGUACAGUACAUUCCCGUAUAUUUUUUUUGUAAGUUCUCGGAGUAGGCUGGUUUUCUGUGAAGGAAAGGCCAACUGAUGGGUUUCCGUUUUGUUUACAGAAAAUCGGUUCGUAACAUUAUUU